Messenger RNA from Ectocarpus siliculosus, 771 nucleotides. Lineage: Eukaryota; Phaeophyceae; Ectocarpales; Ectocarpaceae. The record is from the annotation of a GenBank genome assembly.
GUAGUUCGAUCACAUGAACAUCAUGCGCGUUCUCGGGUUCUCCCCCAAAGCAUUUCUUGUUCAUCUUGCAUACCAUACGCAUUGCUUUGGCUCCUCCCAAGCAAGCGAACAAAACAGCAGACACAAAAGAUGUACACCCAACAACAAACUACUGCGACAAAGACGUCGAAAGUUAACGCGGGUACCGCGCUGCUGGCUGUCCGCCGCGGGAAUCAUCCUCCUCGUGGAAAAAAGUCCAACUAACCCCCAUCACGCGCAGCGACGCGUCUUUCUCCCUACAAGAACGAGCAAGUAACACGUUGUUGGCCGCUCGAUCCCCAACGUCAGGCAGCAACAACGACACGACGAGUGUCGUCCACAACCCCGGCACAAUCCGUUAAUAUACAGCAAGAACGGCCAAGCGAGAGACGCUAUUCGUUACAAAAAUGCAAAAUCCCUACACACACACUGCUGUAGUGUUCAAAGAAAGGACAAUAAUAGUAAAAAAAAGACUUUUAAUCGUGCAGCAGUCAGGCAGUGGCCUUUGGCGGGAGGCGACUCCUACAAAACCGGAAAUAUAAAUUCGGAAAGAAAGAUGGACAAUAAGAAGAAGGUCGCGUAUAGACGAGAAACAGACUCCCAGGCCAGCACUCUUUGCCUUUCCCCCCCUCGCAGAUGUGGUGACGUGGUGACAAUCGACACAUCUCGCGCCGAAACGGCACAAGUUGCGCCGCACUACGGGUUGGGUAGGUGCGGCCUUUGGGACUGAGAGUACGGUACGCUGUGACGCAC